GGAGAAGAUGCUCAGAGGUCUGACAAGUCGGAGCUGGAACACAUCACACACACACUGCUAGGCUCAGGGGGCGUUUGGAGAACAAAACUAAUCGAAGCUCUUAGAAUGUGCAGAAACACACCUUGAGAAGUGAAUAUAGAAAAGUUAAAACAAUGGACAGAAGACAAAAGAGGCUUCAGCAGCUGCUCAGCUUCGCUGUUCUUCUUGUUUGUGCCCACUGUCAGUGUCAGCAAGGCUGGAGGGAGUAUGAGACCAAAUGUUACUUCUUUUCAACUGAUGUAAAGUCAUGGAUGGAGGCUAAUGCAUUUUGUUUGGAGCACAACAGCAACCUGAUGAGCAUUCAGGACAUUCACGAGAGGCUGUGGGUGCGAACACAAAUCAGCACAGAGAUCUACUGGAUGGGCCUGAAUGACCAAGUCUCAGAAGGCGUGUGGGAGUGGAGUGAUGGGAGUCCUUUCAUCGAAUAUCUGUCAUUCUGGAUGCCAAACCAGCCCGAUAACUGGCAAAAUGAGGACUGUGGUCAUGUGGUUGGAUCCAGCUAUGGACAAUGGAAUGACGAAAACUGCAAUAUUAAGAGGAAAUACAUUUGCAAGCAUGUCAACCCUAAUCCCGGCCCACAGUGUGACCUGGCAAACGGGUGGCGACCGCACGGCUCCAACUGCUACAAGCUGAAGGCGGACGUCAGGAAGAGCUGGGCGGCAGCCAGACAUGACUGUGUGCUGGAGGGAGGAGACCUGGUGUCCAUUGCCUCUGCAGCAGAUGAGCAGUACGUCACAGGAACUCUGGACCCGUCACGGUUUGACCUCUGGCUUGGGCUUUCCACACUGAAAUGCAACCAGAUUUCGUGUGAAGUUGAGGCGGGGAACAGCCAGUUCACCUGGUCUGAUGCUCAACAAGUGCAGUACACAAACUGGGCCGGUGGUGAACCUACAGUUGAUGCACAGUCGGGCUCAUGUUCUGCAAUAAUCAAAGACGCAUCGGAGGAAUUCGGGAAAUGGCGGUCGCACGUGUGCAGAUAUGAGCGUCCGUACAUGUGUAAACGGCCACUGAACACCAUCUGUCCCACUGGCUGGAUGAGCUUCGCUGGCAGUUGUUAUUGGAUGGUCAGCAACAUCAAUCUCUUGACCACCUGGCACGAGGCCCUCACCAAGUGCUCAGACAUGGGCGCCCACUUGCUGAUUAUAAACAGUCAAGAAGAACAAUUCUUCAUCAAUGGGAAUCUCCCAGACUUCCACCAAGUGGACAUUCCUGACAUCUGGAUCGGUUUAUCAGACAAGGACCAGGAUGGAGACUUCAAAUGGGUGGAUAAGUCCCUGAUUACAUUCUCCAACUAUGGUGCCGGUUGGCCCAGAAACACUGCAGGUCUGUGGGACUGUGGGCAGAUCUUCACAGGGAAUUAUGACGGCAAGUGGGAAACGACCAGCUGCUUCAAGAGCCUGGGUUACAUCUGUGAGAUGACGGGUGGACAGAAUCCUAAACCAACUUCAGCUCCUGAUUCCCACUGUGACCCUGGGUAUUUGUUGUACAGGGAUUUCUGCUAUCAUUUCGAGGGCGAGAGGGUGAAAACAUGGCAGGACGCCGAGGCUCACUGUAACAGCGAGCAAGGUCACCUGACCAGCUUCCACUCACAGGAAGAACUGAGUUUCCUGACUGCUCACAUGCCAGGGGAGGCCUGGGUGGGUUUGAACGACAUCAAUAUUGAAAACCAGUUUGUGUACACCGAUGGAACGCCUGCGGACUUCCUUCUGUGGGAGCCCCACCAGCCAGACAACGGGCAGAACAAUGAGGACUGUGUGCACCUCAGAGGGAUGACUCACACGGAAGCUGGGAAACUCAACGAUGAUGUCUGCUCUAGCACAAAGGAAUACAUCUGCAAAAAAGCCAAGGGACAAGGACCUCCUCCCCAGCCGCCAACAUCUGGACCAGGGUGGAAUGCGAAAUGUGGUUCGUGGAUGUCCGACCCUUUUAACGACUACUGCUACCUGUUCAACUACCUGUCAAUGAGGAAGUGGGCGGAGGCUCGAGCCGACUGCGUCAACCAGGGUGGAGACCUCGUCAGCGUCACCGACCCCUUUGAACAAGCCUUCAUUCAGGGUGUGAUCCAGAUGAGUCCCACAGGGAUCGCUCUGUGGACAGGCGGCCAUGACUCCAUCACUGAGGGUGGCUGGGAGUGGACAGAUGGCUCUCCUUUCAGAUACAUUCGCUGGGGUGCAGGUAACCCGGAUGACUAUUACGGUGAAGACUGCCUCUCCAUAUAUAUCAACAGCGGUUACUGGAAUGAUGACAACUGUGACUACAACAGAGGAUACAUCUGCAAGCGGAGAGGAAACACACCAGAGCCUCCUCCACCUCAUGAUGGUUUUAUGACGGCGCUGGUGUGCCAGGACUCGUCUGCCGUCCUUCACUGUCCACAUGAAAGCGUCAUCAACAUCCAGUCUGCCUUCUAUGGACGACAGAGUGCCGACAUCUGUCCACACCUGGAUGAGUCAGGAGGAAGCUGCACAGUGGAAGGAGUCCUUCCUGAAAUAAGGAAGACGUGUGACAAUCGACCCUACUGCUUUGUGUAUGCCCACACGGAGGUGGACUCCUGUCCCGCGGUUUCCAAAUAUCUCGAGAUCGUCUACAGCUGCGAACAAAAAGUGUGUCUGCACGGCCUCGGUGUCGAGGAUGGAAACGUCACAGACUCCCAGCUCCUCGCUUCCUCCUCCAACGGGCUCUUCACUCCCAGCAAAGCCCGUUUGAAUGGAAAUUCCUGCUGGAUGCCUACAGGAAACCCCACUUCGAGCUGGAUCCAGGUAAACCUUGGCCAGACCAGAAAAGUGACAGGGAUAGUGAUCCAAGGUUGUCCUCACAAUGACCACUGGCUCACUAAAUUCAAGAUCCAGCACAGUACGGACGGAAGAACCUGGACUGAUUACACCGCCGACGGCCAAUUUUUCCCAGGUUCAACAGACAGGAACACUCCCGACACUCAGCUGCUGGGAACGCCAGUGUCAGCUCAGUACGUCCGCAUCCUGCCGCUGGAGUUCAGCGGGCAGGCGGGCCUUCGCUUCGACGUCUUGGGAUGCACCCCAGACUAUGCGAUCACGUGCGCUAACAAGCCCAACUUCAACUUUGCCAAUGAAAAAAUGACUGUCCACUGUCCGGCAGGCUGUGCCAAUGCAAACUACAGAGUGUAUGGCACGUCUGUAUAUCGUGGGGACUCAAAUAUCUGUGCUGCAGCGCUCCACGCUGGAGUGAUUCUGAACAACAUCGGAGGAGACUGCACUGUGUUGAAAGCUGCAGGACAGGACUUCUAUGGCGGCUCGACCAGGAAUGGCAUCACCUCCAGACAAUACGAUGGAAACUACGCUGUGUCGUACACUUUUGCAGAUGGGGAGCUGAGGUGCUCUGGGCCUGACUGGUAUGAGUUUGGAGAGUUCUGCUACAAACCCUUUGGAGACAGAAAGACGUGGCAUGGCGCCCGGGACACCUGCAGGAGUCUGGGAGCCGACCUGGUGUCCGUCCUGUCGAUGACAGAGCAGAGCUGGCUGGAGAGUUACAUGUACAUGGCCACCAGUGACGUGUGGAUCGGUCUGAACGACCUGUUCGUGCCCGGUAUGUUCUCCUGGUCGGACGAGCACAUGGUGACCUUCACCUACUGGGCUCCAGGGGAACCCAACAACCACGACGGCUUCACCGAAGACUGUGUAAAGAUGUUACACCAGACUGGCCGGUGGAAUGACAUGUCCUGCACAGAGCUCAAUACCUACAUAUGCAAAACGCCCAAAGCACAUUACCCAGUGCCUUCUGUGAGGCCCACAGUAUAUGGAUGUCCUCAGGGGUGGGAUGCGUACGGAUACUCCUGCUACUGGACGGAGGAGACAGCCCGGAGCUGGUCCGACGCCAAGGCCUUCUGUACAGAGCAGGACGGCUUCCUGCUUCACAUCGGAGACGUCUAUGAGCAGGCACAUUUCACUGUGGCACUGUCGGGGAAGAUGGGUUUGUGGUGGCUUGGCCUGCGAGCCCGCGGAGGGACGGCCGGAGGGGUGGACUACAUCUGGGACGACGGAUCCCCUCUCACCUUCACUCACUGGGACAGAGACCAGCCAAACAAUGAAGAUGGCACCUGUGUGGCUAUGACAACGGGUCAGAUUGGUGGUUUCUGGGACGACAAGCAGUGCUCAGAGAAACACGCCUUCAUCUGUGAGAGACACAGGCCUGACAUCACCCCACCCACCAAACCCCCAACUCCUCCUCCCGCACAGGGCUGUGCUGACGGCUGGACGGCCCAGCCUCACUUCAGGCACUGUUACAGGCUCUUCCACAACGUGGACUGGUCCUUGAGGAAGAGCUGGGGGGCAGCGCACGAGGACUGUGUCGCCAGAGGAGCGAAUCUAGUGAGCAUCCACAGUCAGGAGGAGGAGGAGUUCCUGUCCGUGUACAGCAAAGCCAGCAGCAAGUGGAUCGGCCUCAAGCACAACCCCACGGAAGGAGGCUAUUCUUGGAGCGACGGCACACCUCUGUCCCACACCAACUGGGGUCGCGGGGAACCGAACGACCACGACGGCCGAGAGGAGUGCGUGGAGAUGGUGAGCAGCACCAACGGGACCUACUCCUGGUGGAACGACCUCAACUGUGACGCUCACCAGGACUGGAUAUGCAUGAUCGCAAAGGGAAAGAACCCCAUCCUGCCCCCAGUACCCCCACCUCCAGUCCCAGCACCGGAAUGCGGAACCAACGUGGGCUGGAGGAAGAACAACAACAUCUGUUAUUACCACAACGACACCGACAUCGUGGACUUCCAAACGGCUAUGAUGCGCUGCUAUGCUGAGAAGGCCUCGCUCGUCUCCAUCCUCAACAAAGAGGAACAGGCCUACGUUAACAGCAUGGUGGGGACGGGGGAUGUUGCUGCAGCCUGGAUCGGAAUGAGGGUGGCUGGCAUUGCGAACGCACAGUACAUCUGGGUGGACUACUCCCCGGUGAUGUACACCCACUGGGGCUCAGGUGAGCCCAACAACGCCAACGGGGAGGAGCAGUGUGUUCAGAUGAACAGACAGCAAGGUGGAUGGAACGACGCCAACUGUGGUCGGGCCGGAGCAGGUUACGUCUGCAAGAAGUUCCCCGGGAGCGACCACACCCCUCCCCCACCCACACAGCCCUGGGAGGGCAACUGCCCCGAAGGUUGGCUGCGGUUCAAGGACAAGUGCUUCAUGUUCAAAGGGAAGAAAGACGACGUCAAAGCCAACUGGUCUCACGCUCGGAGUUGGUGCAAAGACCAAGGAGGGGAGCUGGCGGUGAUUGAUGACCAAUACGAGAACGACUUUGUGUCCAGUUACCUGAGGGACCUGGAGCUGCCCACAUGGAUCGGCCUGUCUGAUCUGCUGUCAGAGAACCAGUACGCCUGGAGUGACGGGGUCAGCCCCGUGCGCUACACCAACUGGAAUGACAAGGAGCCCAACAACGCAGGCGGAGCGGAACACUGCGUGGCGAUGAGUCACAGCCCGCUCGUGAGUGGCAAGUGGAAUGACGAUGCCUGUCACAAGGAUCACAGCUUCGUCUGCUACAGGAAGAAAUCGAGCAGUAUCGACCCUCCACCCCCAACCGCAAGCCCCUGCCCGGACGGGUACGUCUCCUGGUACCAGAGCUGCUACAAGCUGAUGGAGGAGCCGGCGUCCUGGGACGCGGCCCAGACGGCCUGCGAGCAGCAGGGGGGGAACCUGGCCAGCGUCGACAUGAGCUACGACCAGGCCUUCCUCGCAGGAGCGGUGCUGCAGGGCAGAGCCGACGCCUGGAUCGGCCUCAGGCGCAAGGACGACGGCUCGUACGCGUGGACCGACGGCUGGCCAGUGUUUUUCACUCAGUGGGGACCCGGCGAGCCGAGCAACAUCAAGGAUGAGGGCUGCGUGAGCAUGCACGCGUCGCGCGUGUUCCACGGGACCUGGAAUGACACCAGGUGCGACGUGGCCAAGCCCUUCAUCUGCAAGAUCUCCUCAGAGAGCCCGCCACCCACUCCCGUCCCGGGCGAUGGGAAGUGUCUGCCCUUCUGGGUCCCCUACGGCCGCCACUGUUACUACGUGUACGACGAGCAGCAGGGCUUCUCCUGGCCCGACUCCCGACACUACUGCCAGUCCAUCCGGGCCGAGCUGGUGUCGCUCCACAGCAGAGCGGAGGUGGAGUUCGUCAGGAACCUCAACUACACCAAGCGUCACCACAUCUGGAUCGGACUCACCAGGGACCGCAACUUCGGCUGGGGCUGGACGGACAAGACGUCCGUGGGCUUCCUCAACUGGGCCCCCGGGGAGCCCAACGCGGCCUUUCACCCCGGGGACGUGGCCGAGGAGAGCUGCGUGGAGAUGUACGCCGACGGCCGCUGGAAUGACAACAACUGCCUGCAGAAGAGAGGGUUUGCGUGUCGCCACCACCAGUACUAUACGACAGAUGAUGGCGGUAAUCCUGUUUACCCCACGGAUGGUCCAGAUGUCAACCACGCAGGAGCGAUUGCCGGUGGCAUCAUCGCAGCGGUCCUGAUUUCCAUCGCGAUAGCUGGAAUACUGUACUACGUCUUCAGCGUCCGCGGCUACAAACUCAGCAGCAUGAGUCUGCCAACGAAAAACGCCAUUGUCGUCGACGUGCCCGCAUUCAACAACCCCAACUUCGGAGGAGAAUCAGACACAUAAACCAUCCUUUGUUCUGUAAAGUAGAUAAAGAUUUUUAUAAGAUAAACAAAUCAGUUAUAAUGUAGAUUAAACAGUAUUGUAUGUAUUGUAAUUAAACUAGACUAUCUAAUGUUUUUUAUGUUUACAGGAAUAAUUGUAAUACAAUUCAGAAAUGUAAUUCUUUGUGUUUUAUCUAAUAAAUUUUACCACCAAAUAUGAAAA
Scophthalmus maximus (turbot) is the source of this 6860-nucleotide messenger RNA. Its product is annotated as macrophage mannose receptor 1. Lineage: Eukaryota; Metazoa; Chordata; Actinopteri; Pleuronectiformes; Scophthalmidae. Gene Ontology annotation, molecular function: signaling receptor activity; carbohydrate binding. Bases 153 to 6659 code for a protein of 2168 amino acids. The record is from RefSeq and is a predicted model, not a curated record. The transcript is spliced from 50 exons.